Eremomyces bilateralis CBS 781.70 is the source of this 1947-nucleotide messenger RNA. Its product is annotated as O-acetylhomoserine ami. The record is from RefSeq and is a predicted model, not a curated record. Bases 391 to 1782 code for a protein of 463 amino acids. Gene Ontology annotation, biological process: transsulfuration. Lineage: Eukaryota; Fungi; Ascomycota; Dothideomycetes; Eremomycetales; Eremomycetaceae. Gene Ontology annotation, molecular function: transferase activity, transferring alkyl or aryl (other than methyl) groups; pyridoxal phosphate binding. The transcript is spliced from 5 exons.
UUUGAGGAGCUGAAUAUCCCUUGAUUUCCCACGUCUCGGAUGCUGUUCGGUUUCUACUUCAUAGUUCAUCCAACCUAAGCAUCCGAAUCACGACCACGGGCUUGCCGGCUUACAUCAGACAAGUUGUACAUUGACGCCGCCUGAGUAGAACACGCAAUUCAAAGAGCUGGGUAGCUAUUUUGAGGAUUCAAAGCCAAGCUCGCGGUCUCAGAACAAGUCGCUAUUCUGAAAGAACGAAUUCUAAAAGCAUCGUGCAAAUAAAUAGAUCAGUUCCUCGCGCUAGCUAGGCGGUUGAUCUACUCGAAAGCAUCUUUAUACGAACCACAGUCGUAAUAUCUCUUCGUUCACUACGCAUCUCCUAUAUUCGACUUGACCAGCACGACUAUCACCAUGGCCGAACUGUCAACGAACUUCGAGACCCUCCAACUGCACGCAGGGCAGGUGGUUGAUCCCGUUACUAAGUCCAGGGCUGUCCCCAUCUAUGCUACCACAUCCUUCUGCUUCGAUGACUCCGCCCAUGGUGCGCGUUUGUUCGCGCUUAAGGAGUUCGGGAACAUUUACAGCCGUAUCAUGAACCCUACUGUCGACGUGCUGGAGAAGCGCAUUGCGGCACUGGAAGGUGGUGUCAUGGCCAUCGCAACCGCAUCUGGCCAAGCUGCUCAAUUCAUGGCCAUUGCCGGCCUCGCCCAAGCCGGAGACAACAUCAUCUCCACCUCCAAUCUCUACGGUGGCACGUACAACCAGCUCAAAGUCCUCUUCCCUCGACUGGGCAUCAAGACCAAGUUCGUUGAGAGCGACAACCCCGAGGACUUCGAGAGCCUGAUCGAUGACAAGACCAAGGCCAUUUACGUCGAGUCCAUCGGCAACCCCCGCUACAACAUCCCCGACUUCGAGAAGCUUACCGCCACAGCCCACCGACACGGUGUGCCUGUCAUCGUCGACAAUACCUUCGGCGCCGGCGGCUACUUUGUCCGCCCGAUCGAUCAUGGCGCUGACAUCGUCGUCCACAGCGCCACCAAGUGGAUCGGUGGCCACGGCACUACGAUCGGCGGCAUAAUCGUCGACUCGGGCAAGUUUGACUGGGGGAAGCCGGAGCACGCGAAACGGUUCCCGCACAUGAACGAGCCGUCCGAGGGGUACCACGGGCUCCGGUUCCACGACACGUUCGGGCCAAUGGGGAACAUCACGUACGCGCUCAAGACGCGCGUGGAGAUCUUGCGGGACUUGGGCGCCUGCAUGAACCCGUUCGCGGCGCAGCAGUUGAUUCUGGGGGUGGAGACGCUGAGCUUGCGGGCGGAGCGGCACGCGCAGAACGCGCAGAAGUUGGCGGAGUGGUUGGUGGCGAACGAGAAUGUUAGCUGGGUGAGCUAUCCUGGGUUGGCGAGUCACCCGAGCCAUGAGAAUGCGAAGAAGUACCUUAAGAGGGGCUUCGGUGGUGUUCUAAGCUUCGGGGUGAAGGGAGGUGGGCAGGCAGGAAGUCAGGUGGUUGAUAACUUCAAGUUGAUCUCCAAUCUGGCAAACGUUGGAGAUUCGAAGACUCUCGCCAUCCACCCGUGGACCACGACCCACGAACAGCUAGAGCCAGCGGAGCGGAUUGCGUCUGGCGUCACGGAGGACUUGAUCCGUAUUUCGGUUGGUACCGAGCACAUCGACGACAUCAUCGGUGACUUUGAGCAGUCCUUCAAGGCGUCCACCACCAAGCCCGAGGAAGCAAAGCAACCCGAGAAAGCUGCAGCACCGGUUGAAGGGACUGGUGGUGAGAAUGUGGGGACGUCCGUCUGAGCAGUUGAAUUAUAAGGGAAAUAACGAAGUGUCCGAUUUGUCCUAGAAACGCUGCUCAUCUCGUUUCACUAAUAGUACAGUUGAUCGUGUUAGAAGCCUAUGUACGACAUUAUGAAAGAUAACAAUUUUUCCGGUACCGAACGUCGUCGCCAGAUUCAUGACACC